Messenger RNA from Oryctolagus cuniculus (rabbit), 3918 nucleotides. RefSeq names its product advillin (gene AVIL). The record is from RefSeq and is a predicted model, not a curated record. Lineage: Eukaryota; Metazoa; Chordata; Mammalia; Lagomorpha; Leporidae. Gene Ontology annotation, biological process: cytoskeleton organization; actin filament severing; barbed-end actin filament capping. Gene Ontology annotation, cellular component: cytoplasm; actin cytoskeleton. Gene Ontology annotation, molecular function: actin filament binding; phosphatidylinositol-4,5-bisphosphate binding.
GGACCUGCCAUUGUUGGUUUGGGCACAGCUGGGCACUGCCCUGGCAGCCCCGCCAGCCACGAUGAAGCCAGAGCAUCUGAGCUGGGCAGGCCCCUGCGCCCACAGGGAGGCAGCUGCACAUGGCCCUGGGCUUCGCUCAAGGUUAGAGAAGUCAAGCGACCUUAGCUCUAACCCGGCCCUGCUGGGAAGGAGCCCCAUUGCCAUCAGGGUGCUUAACAAGCAAGUGCUUGACGUCCUAUUGACUGAUUUCUGGGCAUGAACCAGAACCAAAGCCCCAGGGGGAAUUGGAAUCUUGGUUCUUCCAAUCCAGGAACCCUGAAAUGGAGAGCCCUGCGCGGUUCCUGGCACACAGUGGGCAUUCAGGCAGUGACGGCGUACGGGGGCAGUGUGACCAGUGGAAACCCCAAAGAGCAAAGCAGUGCUGCUUAAAAACACUCCCCUAGCCCCUCUCCUGAACUCCCCCCACCUUCAGAGAACCACCCAGAAGCUUCUCCGGGAGGCGCUCACCUGCCUGCACAUCCCAGGCGCUCAGUGGACAGCUGCCUCCUGUCAUCAGCAUAAUGCAUCCAUAUCUACAAUAUGGCAAAUUUCAUAUCCUCCCUCCCUGUUUCCUGCAUUAUUGAUGGGCCGUGUGCUUUUAAAAAAAUCAAUAGAUCAGGGUGUGGAGCUGGAGUUAGAAAAGAAGCCUUUAAAAGUCUGUUCUUGUUGUGUGAGCUGUUUUGAAUAGGGAGAGAGAGCGCUUUCCCUCUGGUUUGAAUAAGUGAAGCUAGGCUGGCGGUGAUUGGCCAGGACUAGGAAAAUGCGGUUAAGAUGCAAACACAAGCAAAUAUAACCCGGUGCCUGCGCAGCCAUUACUCCGCUCAGGCAGCAGGACCCGGAGCCUCUCGCCCAGAGCCAGCCCUUCCGCACCUGCUACUCCCUCAUCCGACAACUGGGACGCCGUGAGAGAGGCCGAGUCCCGGGGAGACGAGCGCCAUGUCUCUGAGCAGCGCCUUCAGGGCCGUGGGCAACGACCCUGGGAUCAUCACCUGGAGGAUAGAGAAAAUGGAGCUGGCCCUGGUGCCCCUGAGCGCUCACGGCACCUUCUACGAGGGGGACUGCUACAUCGUCCUCUCGACCCGGAAAGCCGGCAACAUCCUCUCCCAGGACAUCCACUUCUGGCUGGGGAAGGACUCCUCCCAGGACGAGCAGAGCUGCGCCGCCAUCUACACCACGCAGCUGGACGACUACCUGGGCGGCAGCCCCGUGCAGCACCGGGAGGUCCAGCACCAUGAGUCCGACACCUUCCGUGGCUACUUCAAGCAGGGCAUCAUCUACAGGAAGGGGGGCGUGGCCUCGGGGAUGAAGCACGUGGAGACCAACGCCUCCAACGUGAAGCGGCUGCUGCACGUGAAAGGCAAGAGGCACAUCCGGGCCACCGAGGUGGACAUGAGCUGGGACAGCUUUAACCGCGGAGACGUCUUCCUGCUGGACCUGGGGAAAGUCAUCCUCCAGUGGAAUGGCCCAGAGAGCAACAGUGGGGAGCGCCUGAAGGCUAUGCUCCUGGCCAAGGAUAUUCGGGACAGGGAGCGAGGGGGACGUGCGGAGAUAGGGGUGAUCGAGGGCGACAAGGAGGCAGCCAGCCCCGAGCUGAUGAAGGUCCUCCAGGACAGCCUGGGCCGCCGCGCCAUCAUCAAGCCAGCCGUGCCUGACGAGAGCGUGGAUCAGCAACAGAAAUGCAGCAUCACACUGUACCAUGUCUCAGAUGCAGCCGGGCAGCUGGCAGUCACCGAGGUGGCAGCGCGGCCUCUGGUCCAGGACUUGCUGAACCACGAUGACUGCUACAUCCUGGACCAGAGCGGAACCAAGAUCUACGUGUGGAAAGGAAGAGGAGCCACAAAGGUUGAGAAACAGGCGGCCAUGUCCAAAGCCCUGGCCUUCCUCAAGCUGAAGGGCUACCCCAGCAGCACCAACGUGGAGACGGUCGCCGACGGGGCCGAGUCGGCCAUGUUCAAGCAGCUGUUCCAGACGUGGACGGUGAAGGAGCAGGCCACGGGCCUGGGGAAGACCUUCAGCAUCGGCAAAAUCGCUACGUUUUUCCAGGAUAAGUUUGACGUGACUUUGCUACACGCAAAGCCAGGGGUCGCGGCCCAGGAGAGAAUGGUUGACGACGGCAGUGGAAAAGUUGAGGUCUGGAGAAUCGAGAACCUGGAGCUGGUGCCAGUGGAGCGCUCGCAGUAUGGCUUCUUCUACGGGGGAGACUGCUACCUGGUGCUCUACACGUACGAGGUCAGCAGAAAGCCACAUUACAUCCUGUACAUCUGGCAGGGCCGCCACGCCUCUCAGGACGAGCUGGCCGCCUCUGCAUACCAGGCAGUGGAGGUGGACCGGCAGUUCGACGGGGCUCCCGUGCAGGUCCGGGUCAGCAUGGGGAAAGAGCCGCGGCACUUCAUGGCCAUCUUCAAAGGGAAGCUGGUUAUCUUUGAGGGUGGGACCUCCAGGAAGGGCAGCGCCGAGCCCGCCCCUCCGGUGAGACUCUUCCACAUUCGAGGGAACAACAAAUCCAACACCAAAGCUGUGGAAGUCCCGGCCUUCGCCUCCUCCCUAAACUCCAACGACGUGUUUCUGCUGCGGUCUCAGGCGCAGCACUACCUGUGGUGCGGCAAGGGAUCCAGCGGGGACGAGCGGGCAAUGGCUAAGGAGCUGGCCGGGCUCCUCUGUGACGGCGCUGAGGACACUGUGGCCGAGGGCCGGGAGCCGGCCGAGUUCUGGGACCUCCUGGGAGGGAAGACUCCCUACGCCAACGACAAAAGACUGCAGCAGGAGGCGCUCGACGUGCAGCCCCGUCUCUUCGAGUGUUCCAACAAGACCGGCCGGUUCGUCGUCACUGAGGUCACAGACUUCACCCAGGAUGACCUGGACCCGACUGAUGUGAUGCUCCUGGACACCUGGGACCAGGUGUUCCUGUGGAUUGGGGCUGAGGCCAACGCCACGGAGAAGGAGCGGGCCCUCGUCACAGCCCAGGAGUACCUGCGCACUCACCCCAGUGGCCGGGACGCCAACACGCCCAUCCUGGUCAUCAAACAGGGGUUUGAGCCUCCCACCUUCACCGGCUGGUUCCUGGCCUGGGACCCUCACGUCUGGAGUGCAGGAAAAUCUUACGAACAACUGAAAGACGAGCUGGGAGACGCCGCCGCGAUCCUGAGAAUCACCGCUGACAUGAAGAAUGCGACCCUCUCCCUGAGUUCUGAGGACACUGAGCCAAAAUACUACCCGAUAGAAGUUUUGUUGAAGAAGCAGGAUCAGGAGCUGCCUGAGGACGUGAACCCUGCCAAAAAGGAGAAUUACCUCUCCGACCAGGACUUCGUGUCUGUGUUCGGCAUCCCAAGGGGGCAAUUUGCUGCUCUGCCUGGCUGGAAACAGCUGCAACUGAAGAAGGAAAAGGGGCUUUUCUAAGGCAGGAAGGCCGAUGCCAACUGCCAAGCCCACAGGAGAUGGCGCACAGGGCCGGGAUCAGCCAAGCACUUCUCUACCAACCCCUGCCUAGCACUCAGCUACCUAACUUAGGUACAGUAGCACCCGCCAGUGCCAGCAUGGCUUCUGCCCUUCCCCAUCCGUGCACUCCCUGGUGGUUGUACACCGAACGUGUGAAGCACCCACUUUUUGGGUUUUGUGGCCUUUGAGCAACGGUCAGCAGAAAGCACUAAUGCCGCGUGAAUCCGGAGAAGCCAAAAGGAAGGGAACCCAAAAAAAGCUAAACUUGAAAUGGUUAGUGUGGUGCCAGGACCUAGAUUUAAGUUCAGAAUUACUGAAACCUAUUUAACUUAGAGUUAAUAGAGCAUAUUUGCAUAUACUCUCCAAGGUCAAGAUCUAAAUGUCAGAUCUGCUAUGUGCCAGAGUGUUUUUAACUUUUCCAAUAAAGGUAAUUGUAUGAGCAAA